Messenger RNA from Ahaetulla prasina, 5076 nucleotides. RefSeq names its product merlin-like. Gene Ontology annotation, molecular function: cell adhesion molecule binding; actin binding. Gene Ontology annotation, cellular component: adherens junction; filopodium; plasma membrane. The record is from RefSeq and is a predicted model, not a curated record. Gene Ontology annotation, biological process: regulation of organelle assembly; regulation of cell shape; regulation of gliogenesis. Bases 331 to 2262 code for a protein of 643 amino acids. The transcript is spliced from 18 exons. NCBI's taxonomy places the organism in Eukaryota, Metazoa, Chordata, Lepidosauria, Squamata, Colubridae.
GCACCCAGGCAGGAAAUGGUUUCCCCCCCGCAUCACCUGGGAAAGUAAAUUCUUUUGAUUUCUCUGAAGGCAGUCCAGCUGACAUGCUCCAGUUUAGAGCAAACAAAGGAAGGGGAGCCGCUGACAAAUCAGUCCUUGGAUCUUAUUUCUCCCCAGCGACGAUGCACGUGUGGGCUACAAAUUGCAACUUCGGGGACAUUGUUUUUAGAUCCUCCUGAAUCAGGGAAGGGAUUCAAGACGCCAAUUUGACUUCUGCCGUGGAAUUUAAGCGUGCAAAGCACACCGAGCGACCAUUUCUUCCACUGUGCUGCUCCAGGCAGGCUUAAAAAUAUGUCUAUCACGGGACUAAAGAAGAAGCAGCCUAAAAUGUUUAAAGUGAAAGUUUCAACAAUGGAAGCUGAAAUGGAAUUCAGCUGUGAGAUGAAGUGGAAAGGAAAAGACCUGUUUGACCAGGUGUGUCGUGCAUUGGGGCUGAGAGAAUCCUGGUACUUUGGUCUCUGGUAUUCUGUCAAAGGAAUGGGCACUUGGUUGAAGAUGGAUAAAAAGGUUUUAGAUCAGGAUAUUCCCAAAGAAGAUCCAGUGAACUUUUGUUUUUUAGUGAAGUUUUACCCUGAGAAGGUUGAAGAGGAGCUUCUGCAGGAGAUCACCCAACACCUCUUCUUUCUGCAGGUUAAGAAACAAAUAUUGGAUGAAGAAAUCUACUGUUCUCCCGAGGCUACAAUUUUAUUGGCGUCUUAUGCAGUUCAAGCCAAGUAUGGUGACUAUGACCCAAAUCUGCACAAACCAGGUUUCUUAGCUCCAGAAGAGCUUUUGCCAAAAAGAGUUCUCCGUCAAUAUCAGAUGACGCCUGACAUGUGGGAAGAAAGGAUUACUGCCUGUUACGCUGGACACCAAGGAAUGGCCAGAUACGAAGCUGAGAUGAACUAUCUUAAAAUAGCACAAGACUUGGAGAUGUAUGGGGUUAAUUAUUUUCCCAUUGCUCAAAAGAAGAAUCAUACAGACUUCCUGCUUGGGGUAGAUGCCAAAGGGAUUCAUGUCUACAGCAUCAAUAACCGCUUCUCUCCGAAUAAGUCUUUUGAAUGGAGCAGCAUCCAAAAUAUUUCUUAUUCUGAUAAAGAGCUUACAAUUAAGCCCAUUGACAAGAAAGCCGAGGUUUUCAAGUUCUUCUCCUCACAGCCUAAAGUCAAUAAACUGAUCAUGCAACUCUUUAUUGGAAAUCACGACUUGUUCAUGAGAAGGAGGCGAGUGGAUCCCAUUGAGAUCCAGCAGAUGAAAGCUCAAGCCAGAGAGGAGAAAGCAAGGAAAAAGAUGGAGCACCAGAGGCUGGCCAGGGAGAAGCAGCUGCGGGAGGAAGCCGAGCGAGCCAAAGAAGAACUGGAACGACGUCUCUUUGAGGUGGAAGAUGAAGCUCGGCAAGCUAAUGAGGCUCUGCUCCGUUCAGAGGCAGCAGCGGAGUUGUUGGCUGAGAAAGCUCAGAUAGCUGAGGAGGAAGCCAAGCUGUUGGCUCAGAACGCUGCCGAAGCAGAGCAGGAGCGCCAUCGAUUAGAGUUGGCGGCCUUGAAAACCGGCGAGGAGAAGCGACUGAUGGAGCACAAGAUAAGAGAGGCUGAGCUGAUUGCCAUGAAACUGGUGAAGGAAUCCGAUCGAAGGGCCAAAGAAGCUGAGCAUUUAAAACAUGACCUACAGGAAGCCAGAGAAGCUGAAGAGAAAGCAAAGCAAAAACUUCAAGAUGUCAGCAAGUUUAACUCUCCUCCUCAUACUGUCAAAUGUACUUUGUCUCCACCUGCUGACACAAGGGAUACCAGUAGUGACAAAGGAUUUGUAAAGAUGGAUUUAAGAGACAUUGAUCUGAAGAGGCUUUCCUUGGAGAUAGAGAGAGAGAGGCUAGACUACCUAGAUAAGAGUAGAAAGUUUGAAGAUCGGCUAAAAGAACUCAAGACUGAAAUCCAUGCUCUCAAAUUUGAAGAGAAACACGCCGGGUUUCUUUCUCAUUGGAACAUAAUCCUUGACUCUUUGGACCAUUCAUCAGAGAAGGAAUACAAGUCUCCCGUUUGGAUGAAAACCCUUGAAGCAGACCUGUUUAAUAAUCUGCAACAGUCCUUUUCACCAUCAUGCCUGCUAAACGUGAUUGAGAAUACCAUGCCCAGUGCAACAACAGAAAACACUUUUCCAACCCAUCCCCUGGUUAUCAAUAACAUGGAAACAGGACACCGAAAGCACAUUAAGGUCCAACAGCACAAAACAGAUGUGAUCUAUAUCUGAAGCAACAGAACGACCAGAUAUCCAACUCAGCGUAAGAAUGGGAAUAUUUCUUUUUCAUUCCUAGGAAGUGGUGCUCAUAUAGGUAAUAGAAGCCAACCAGAGAUCUAAGUCUGCAAGUCUAAUACACCUUGUUAUUUAAUAGAUCGUCUUGACAGUAACUGAACAUUUCUAUUGGGUUACCUGAAGAUUUGUCAUGCCAGUGUAUGUUUGUAAGAAGAAUCUUAAGAAAUUCAAGCAGAUCUAUUCUAGUGCGUUCCCAAAGUCAGCAAUUCUAUUAAGUUACUUGGGAGUUAAGAACUGAGUUGUAUAUUCAUUUAAGAAUUAUGAAAAACUUGCUGUUAAAUUUCACUAAAAGCAAUGGGAUUGUAUCACAAUUUAACUGGAUUAAGGUCCUGUACAUUUAGAAUUUUUCAUAAAAGUGGAAAUGUAAACUUAUGAUUGUGAAUAUUUUUAUUUUUGUAAAGUGUUCUAUAACUAUUACUUUCUUGUUUUUCUAUGAUUAAAGGACAAAAUUUUAAAUGCCCAAAUCGGUUUAUUGAAACAGAAUCAGUGGGCAUGCUAUAUAUGUCCUUAAGCUAAACCUAGGUUGGGCUUGUUCAGCUCUUUUGCUGAAAAGAGAAUCUCAUCCUAUUCACACACUGCAUUCUGAAAUGUAAACGUAUUUAUUAUUCUGGCACAUAAAGAACUGCAGACAGUUUUAAUUACUACAACAGGAGUUUCUUCUGAGAACACAAACUUCGGACUGUGCUGCUAUUUAACUUGCAUCUCAUCCUACGAUGAAUGAGGUGGUUGUUGUUUACAAAAAUAAAUACAGAAAUAAGUAAAGGUAACAAUUAGCUUAUUUUAAUGUCAGUACCUAAAUAAAAAGUCUUGUGUUUUAAGUUUCUUAAAAUUCAAAGCAACACAAAUCAACAAUUUUAUUCUCUUUCUGUGAGAAAUGAAAUGGCAGGAAAAUAAGCCUAGAAUGAAUAAGGCUAGAAAUAGGUUGUUUUCCUUAAAAUGCUAGCCCAAAACAGAUGAUUGCUGUUGAAGGUGUUCUUCAAUUACUUGAUUCCAGUUGAUGUGUCAACUGGCUGUUCCCAAUCACAGCUGGCUCAUGUCCUUUUUUCUCACAGCAGCCAUGCUUUCUUGCAAUAUUGCGCACACACAAACUUCAAAUGGCUAGGCAGAAAACCAGCCAUCUGAUAUUCAACACAGCUGCCAUUUCUACUAUGGAAGUUUGUAGCACCUGGCCCAGGAGAAUAAAGCCAACUUCUAAACGGAACUCAUUUGGUACAUGCCUUGUGACUGUCCCAUUGAAGUGGCACCUGGCCUAUACUUUUUCAAUUCAUCCUCUGUUCCUAGAUUAGGUGAGAGGAGGGUUAUCUUGCUGGGAGCAUAUUAGCAGCUAUCAGACAACCUUGUAUCAUUUACCCCAAUACUCAGAAUUAUAGCAUUGUGGUUAUCUGUGGUUCUUAGUGUCACUUUAAAAAAAUAAGAUACGGGAAGUCAAUCUCUAAAUUAUGGAGGUAAUGUGGGAAUAAUAACAGUGAUGACACUGGAAAAAAGUUGAUGCCUGGAUGAGUUUUUAAAAAGGGAAAAUAUUUGUCCCUAUUGCUUAGUUUCUCAUAUUCUGCUUAACAAAAUUAAAAGCCAGUUGCAGAACUGAGUGAGGUCCUGCCACAAGGACUAAAACUGCUUUCAUCGAUCUGAAGACUCUCUGAAUUGGUGGAUAGCUUCUCCCAGCAUUGAUAACCUUGACCAUGCUGGCUAUUAAAUUCUAGGAAACGUAGAUACUUGGAAGGACACUUGGGCUGGAAAAAUGGACUAAAAUAUAUGGAUAAAGCAGUAAGGCCUCCUGAAUUUGAGCCCAUAUUACUUGAUGGGAAGCUAAAAAAAAAUGAGGUUCUGGAAGAGAAGUCAAUUCUUUGCUUCGCAUCUUUAAGAUAGGAGAAAUACAACUCAAAGAUGAUCCUGCUACAUAGUGUCUUCCUUCUCCCUCACCAUUUGCUAACGUAUAAUAGAGUUAUCAAGAAACAUAAUUUUAAGUAUCCAUGCCACAUAAGGGAGGCUAUACGAAAUUAGAGUGCUUAACACCAAAAAAAAAGUCUGAAGGAAGAGAAAGCAGUAAAGUUUAUUCAUAUAAGGACAAACUUUGUGAAUAGAACACCACUUUGGAGUUCUUGUUAGUCAUACAGCUGAGAAAUUAAAUCACUGACGCACAAACUACUGAGCUUUGUGGGCUGGAGAUUAGGAUGAUAGCUGGAAGGUGCAUAUUGUUAAAAAAAAUAAGUCAAGGAAAGGCAUCGUGGAACCAUCCUCAAACCUAUGCUUUGGUAUCUUCCUUAUAGACUAUAAUUGGUUUAAAUUAUUCAUUAGAGAAUUUGUUUUAAAAAUCUAAGAAUUUCCAAACUUAAAUUUGACAUUCUAUAAUAGAAAUUAUUGUGAUGUUGUACAUCAAUAUUUAUAAUAUAUAUCUUUAAAGUGUCUGAGGAGGUAAAAAGUGCAGCUUUCCUCAAAGAAUCCUCUUAUAAUUUGCACUAUGAAUUCCAAGGAUUGUAUGAAAAUGACAAAUACCAGGCAAUGCAUGUUUUGUUCUUUUUGACAACAGCCCUAUUAGUUUACUCAUAAGAAAGCAAACUUACUUUAGAGUUUUGGGUUGACAAUGAACUGGUCUCUGUUCUUUUGGCUCACUCUUAAACAUUAAAUUAGUAUAACAAAUAAUGCUAAAAUAUCACUGGAGCCAAACUAGUUCUUUUACUUGGAUUUAAAGGUUGUUUUCUAAAUUAAGUUAUUGUAUUUUUUUUCCCAAAAUAAACUUUCUGAACAACUUCU